UUCAAGUUUCAGGAAGAGUGCAGCACCUGUCCGUGUGUGACUCACAGCAAAGUACAUGAAGUGAAGUACUGUACUGCUCCACGUCAGAGGAAAACAUGCAGAGCUUAAGCCCUCUGAGAGGCCGGGUCCUCUCUGAGGAGCAGUUCAGCUGCUCCAUCUGCCUGGAGGUGUUUGUGGAGCCCGUCUCCACACCCUGCGGCCACAGCUUCUGCAAGGCCUGCUUGCAGGGCUACUGGAACCACAGCAAGAAGUUCAUCUGCCCCAUGUGUAAGAAGAGCUACUCCAAAAAGCCAGAGAUGAGCGUUAACCGGGUCCUGGCUGAAAUCUCCACCCAGUUUCAGGGGCUGGUGGUGGCCGGAGGGGCUGGGGCUGCGUCACGAGGAUCCACGCUGAAUCUAAGCACAGACACAGGCCAUGGGGGUUCUCCGGGACCCGACACUGGGGAGUUCGCCCAGGCUGGGGACGUCCCCUGUGAUGCCUGCAUUGGGAGGAAGUUAAAGGCGCUGAAAUCUUGUGUGAGCUGUCCUGGGUCAUUCUGUGAGACCCACCUCAGACAUCAUAAAAAGGUGAAGACUCUGAUGUCUCAUCGUCUGAUCGAACCCACCUUCCACCUGGAGGACAAGAUCUGUAAGAAACACGAACGUCUCCUGGAGGUUUACUGCCGCACGGACCACACCUGCGUCUGCACAGUCUGCGCCGAAGCCACGCAUAAGUCCCACGACAUUGUUUCCACCGACCAUGAGUUUAAGAAGAAGAUGAGUAAUGUGAGCAAGAAGAGGUCAGAGCUCAAACAUUUGAUAAAAGAGAGAGCCAAGAAACUGGAGGAGAUCAAACAAUCCAUCAAGGUCAUCAAGGCCAGUGCUCAGAAGGAACUGGAGGAGAGCUGGCAGGUGUAUGCGGAGCUGCAGCGCAUGGUGGAGCAGAGUCAGGCGGAGCUGGUGGAGGCGAUCGCCACGAGACAACGUGAUGCUGAGCGUCACGCACAGGAACUGGCCCGAGGUUUGGAGAAUGAACUCAGCCAGCUGAGGAGGAGGAGCAACGAGCUGGAAGCCUUCUCACAGACUCAAGACAAAGUGGUCUUCCUGCAGAACCUGGCGACGCUGGCGCCCCCACCCGAGCCCGCUGAUUGGUCGGCAGUCAGCAUCAACACUGACCUCUACCUGGGAACCAUCCGCUCCUCUGUCAGCGGCCUCAUUGAUAAGUUCCAGGAUGAGCUCAAAAGGCUGUACGGGAAAGAGCUCCGGAAGGUACAGAACUAUUCAAGUGAGGUGAUUUUGGACCCUGCCACCGCCCAGAGGAGCUUGGUUGUGUCUGAUGACGGUCGUCAGGUGAGAUAUGAAGAGCGCAAGACUUCCCACGUAGAGGGUCCAAAGCGCUUCAGCCCUGCCCUCUUUGUCCUGGGCCGAGAGGGCCUCAGCUCUGGGCGACAUUACUGGGAGGUGGACAUGGGGCGCAAGACAGCCUGGACGCUUGGGGUGGCCAGCGCCUCGGCCCGCCGCAAGGGUGAGAUCAAGCUGAGUCCCGAGGGGGGAUACUGGUGCCUGUGGCUUAAGAACGGAGAGGUGAAGGCUUUGGCGUCACCCCGCCUGCCUCUAAUGAUGCAGUCCCAACCCAAUAAAGUGGGAAUUUUCCUGGAUUAUGAAGGAGGACUGAUUUCUUUCUAUGAUGUGAAAUCGCGUCUACAUCUCUACACCUUUGUCGAUACCUUUAAUGAGAGUCUGUACCCAAUCUUCAGCCCCUGCCUCACCCAGGAGGGGAAGAACUCUUCUCCGCUUGUUAUAACCCCUGUUAAACAUGCCUGAGACUGACAGCCAGUCAAAAACCUGGUGAGUCAGCAUAGGCUUUUACAUAACAUACAUAACAUCUGUAGGACAAAAAAAAGUUUGAUGCAAAGUGCAGGUACUUUUUUUUUACAUUUUGAACAGAUUUGGUCCUUUAAUUGGUCUUAAAAUAUGACAUUUUCUUCUCAAUAAGCCAACUUUAUGACAGUUUUACAUGUUUGCAAAGCACUUUACCUCAAACAACUUUCCACGUAAUGAAAUAAAAACAAAGCAAGUAAUUUUGUGUGACAAGUUGUAUAUAACAAUUUAUUCAUACAUACAAUUUAUUUUCAGUUAAACAUAAUUCAUUUGAAAAGCUAAUUUCAGUUUGAUGUUAACACAGUUACUAUAGUAUCUAUUUUUAAAAUAUGUAAUUUCAUUUAUGGUAGUUGUGAAUGUAUAUGAAGACUAUGCAACUAGUGAGUAACACCAAGAAGAGGAAAGCAGAUAGGUAAUACAGAUCCUUGUCUGUGUGGUUUAAUGGUUUGUCGAUCUGUUGGUAAUGCCUCAGGGCUCCAGUAGGGGGAUCACGCUCCUCUUCCUCAUUCAAUACAGACAAGUGAAGGAAAGAGCUGCGUGUGUGUUUUCCUCAUCCUUCUCCCGUUACUAUUCCCCUUUUUAAGGGCACAACAUUUGCAUAUCAAAAUCUCAUAACUUGAACAAGUUAUUGCAUUUGCUCACGGAAAAUCGAGUUCAAUACAGAUCGCUGACCCUCAUAGUGACUGUAUGGAAGUGAUACAGAAGAAACCAAAAUAUAACAUGGAUGGUACUUGGUAUGACUGAUUACAUAGUACAGAUGUAUAGUAUGGUAUAUCAAAAGUAACCAAUAGUUCUCUUAUACUUUAAUUGUACUUUAAUACUGUAAUUGUAUAUAACAUAAACAGAACAGAUAUUUUGGGGUAAAAUCAUGCGAAGGACUAGAGAGGUCUAUUCCAAAAGCAACAUUUGACCUGUGCUUCUUACUUUUUGCAGCCCUGGUUCAGUUGGAUGUGUUAAGGAGAUAGCUGAGUUGAGUAAUGCUGUACUUCUGGCACUUUCCUUACCUUCUUUGUUUAACUGUAACUAUCAUGCUGGGGAGACUUGCCAUGUUAAAGAUAUGAAGUUAAAAAGAUAUAAAUAUAAUGUCUCAAGGUUUAGGCCUGGGCAGCCAAAUGAGAGAUGUUUGCACAUACUGUAGAAUUAUGAAAUUGUUUAUGGGCUUUUUAAAAAAAAAAACUUAAUGUUGAUUCAUGUAGGCCCACCAUACUAUGUUCUGUAUUUUUAUAUAAAAUGUUUGCUUUUGUACCUUCUUUCUGAACUUGUCUAUUAAAGAUAAAUCAAAGUCAAAUACAGAA
Messenger RNA from Dicentrarchus labrax (European seabass), 3154 nucleotides. RefSeq names its product zinc-binding protein A33. Lineage: Eukaryota; Metazoa; Chordata; Actinopteri; Moronidae. The record is from RefSeq and is a predicted model, not a curated record. Gene Ontology annotation, molecular function: zinc ion binding; protein binding. Bases 96 to 1802 code for a protein of 568 amino acids. The transcript is spliced from 8 exons.